UUGAAUUUCCCCAAGAAACAUUGGAACCCGACGUUAACCGUUAAAAAUCCCCAAUUGGUGGUAUCCCCACACAAUCAUCUCCGUCAUAAUCGACUCAAAUCAGGUCCGGCGUCGAAUUUUAUCGAAAACCCAUCUCCGGAUUGGGCAAAAGCUGAUUGAUUUGGGGGAAAAAAAUCCACCGGAAUGUCCUUAGGGCAAAAAAGUUCGGCGGAUCCUGGUGCGAUGCUCACUUCUCUUUUGAACAAGCGAGAGAAGCUCCGGCAAGAGUUACGGAGCAUCGAGAAACAGGUUUAUGAAUUGGAGACAAGCUAUCUUCAAGAAUCGAGUCAUAUAGGAAAUGCGUUGAAGGGCUUUGAAGGGUUCCUGUCUUCUUCGAAAAGUUCUGCUAGUGCUAAGAGGUCAAGGAAGUUUCAACCUGAAGACAGAGUCUUCUCAUUGUCCUCAGUCACGUCACCGGCUGCUGAAGAACUUGGUGUUGGAAGAGAAGAUGGACGAGCUGAAUUGGGGCCAGGGAGAUCCAAGGGUGGAUUAUCCACGGGACAGGGAAAACCGAAGAAAGGGAGAGGACAAGCAGUGGCAAGAGAGGCAAAGAGAAGUAGACCAUCUACAGAACCAGAUUAUGACGACGAAGAUGAUCCGGAUAUGAGUUUGUACACACCCGGUUCACUCAUCUAAGACUUUUUUUUUUCUGUUUGGUACCUGAAACAGUAAGAAACUAAUCAGGUUGUAAAUUUUUAUUUGCAUCCGAGAACAGAACAAAAUUAGAUCUAGGAACUACUAUUGCAGCUUUGUAUCAUCUCAAUUAAUGUGAAGUUGGAAUGAGAGUUUUAUCAAAUAGUUCUUGGAAAACAUUAGUCUUGAGA
This is a messenger RNA of Eutrema salsugineum, 863 nucleotides long. Its product is annotated as chromatin modification-related protein MEAF6. Lineage: Eukaryota; Viridiplantae; Streptophyta; Magnoliopsida; Brassicales; Brassicaceae. Gene Ontology annotation, cellular component: histone acetyltransferase complex. The transcript is spliced from 6 exons. Bases 184 to 675 code for a protein of 163 amino acids. The record is from RefSeq and is a predicted model, not a curated record.